AUGGCUGAACAAACUUCAUCACCAUCAUCACCCAUUUUAUCGUUGCCCAUAGAACUCGUGUAUAAAAUCCUCGAUAAUCUUGAUGAUUAUACGAUUUUAUGCUCGAUUCGUGAUUCCUGCAAGAAAUUAAAUGAUAUUGUCGAUGUGUAUCCACGUUAUCGAUGUUUAUUCAGCGACCAUUAUGAACCAUCUUUCUCUUUUUCGUAUUCAACACAUUCAUGUAUUCCAAAAUUUCAAAGUCAGUAA
Messenger RNA from Rotaria socialis, 246 nucleotides. NCBI's taxonomy places the organism in Eukaryota, Metazoa, Rotifera, Eurotatoria, Philodinida, Philodinidae. The record is from the annotation of a GenBank genome assembly.